Molecule: messenger RNA, 2085 nt
Organism: Dendroctonus ponderosae (mountain pine beetle)
Lineage: Eukaryota; Metazoa; Arthropoda; Insecta; Coleoptera; Curculionidae
Exons: 7
Coding region: 616-1674 (352 amino acids)
Source: RefSeq, a predicted model, not a curated record
CAAAACUCCUAUUAACCCAUGAAUAAAUCCGACUGCUAAAGCGCCGCGGCGUCUGUCGCCCACACAAAUAGUCGGCGUCGCACGUGAAUAUACGCCGUCAGUCAUUUAGUUGCCGCCGUGCUGCUCAUCAUUAUUUGCAAGAAGCUUUACUAAGUAAAUUACGGUCAAGGCAAAGUGCGUUUCCAUGUCACUUACAUUUGAUAAUGCGACAAAAAGUGAAAAUUAGUGAAUUUUAACGAAGUAUGUAUGCGAUAUACGGGUUAUGCGCAAUUCCGUGUUAGACUGAUAAAAAGAAAAUUAACUGUGAAGUUGAGCCAGGACGGUUUUUCCAUGACUGACUUAAGCGAGUGUUUUGCCAAAGCGCCAAGCAAACCUUUAUGAAGUACUGAUGGUUUUCAGAAAAUCAGCCCAAAUUUCUUUAAGUGUGAAAACAAACUUCUAUAACCGAAACUCGAGCAUUGUCUCAUUGUGUGAACCGUUUGGCAGGGCAGAUGCAUAAAAAUUCCUCAACAUUAUGUGAAAUUAAUAAAGUUCUUCUUUGCUUCUUGCCAAGCCUGUAGGUAGCGUAGGGUUAGAUUUAAACAGUGGGGUGUUCCUGAUUGAGUGCUUACCAUUAUGGAAGCUGAGGUCACUCAGCUCACAAAUCCUUAUGGAGACCAACAAAACUUUAAUGAGAUUCAAGGUGACUCUGGAAGCCUCACAGUUUUAUCACGGAGCACCACUGCUCCAGGGAGCCAAGUGCUCCAUCGCCAAUGGGUUACGUUGACGGCCGGAAUGUGGCCCCCUGUCGAAACUGGCUCUACGCAGCCGUUGGUGCCCCCUUCGGGUCGCCUGCCUAUUUUGGCCGCAGUCUUCUGCGGGGCUGCCUUCCUAGUCGCCUUAUUGGGGGCUUUUUUGCUCUACUGGUGUUGCAUUAUGCCGCGAAAGGAUAACAAACAUUACUGUUUAAGAAAAGUUGACCCUAACAUGUCGAACUCUUCGACCCAAAUUCCUGGAUGCCAUCAACCGCCACCGUAUCCUGUCAGCCAAGCAGCAGUAUUUGCUGAACAAAAAAGGUGUGGUUGGGGGUAUAGCAACAGGUUGAUCGCAAGUGGAGGUCCAUUGGAGCCAAAUCCAUGGUACACUGGGAGAACGAUAGGUGGGCCACAAUGUACACAAUGUCCUGGGAUAUGUCCUGUACCUAGAAGCAAUAGCAAUCCUGGGACACAGACCCAUCAUGCUACAGCAAAUCCAUUAUCAAGGAGGCAAAGACCAGUCAGUCAACCAAUUCCAGCAAAUAUACAAAUCGAUGGGGACGUUGUGCCUACACAGACCCUGCCGGAAAUAUCAGAAUUUAGCCCCAACAGCCCUCAGUACGCAUCUAGCAGUAUUUUAGAUGAUAUUGGUAGCAAAGAAGGAGAAAACACUGGUCAACACGCAGAGCAACCGAGUUUGAAAACUCGAAGUUUGCCGGCCUGGGUCAGAUCCAAGCCAAGGCCCUUAUCUACCGAAGACGAUUUAAAUGAUUUAUAUGCCAAGGUCAACUUCAGUAAAAAGCGGAAAAAUCGAAUGAGGAACGACGAAGCGGCAAUUAUAGCUCUUAGUAAAUCCAGAAGCCAAUUUCUUCACAAGGACACUGAUUCGUUAGUUGACAACGAAGCUGUUAUUGUUUACGACGAACGAACAGCUCUUUAGAUUAUAAUCAGCUUCAAUCCCUAAAUGUCAGUAAUUAUUACUUUUUGUAAAUAUUUUCUCUUUGUUCGGCGAUUAAUUUCCGAUCCAUUAUUAAUACAAUAGGCGACAAAUAUGAAGAGUGAUUAGGUUGAAUCAUAAAAAAACAUAGAAAAUAAAUGCUAAUUGCAUAAUAUUUUAGCGGCUUAUUUCAAUUGCUUGUUGAAUACCAGAACUGAUUAGUCAGAUUUUACCUUCAUUAAGUAGCUACAUUGUGAUAGAUUCAGCAUUUAUUGCUUCUAUGAAGAUCAAGUUGUCUCGUCUUUGCCACAAUAAACACUUUUUCUAGAAUUGUAUUAACGUUUAUAAAUAGAAUUACUGUUUAGAUGAGAAUGUUUUCCAAUUUGAGUAAUAAAUGUAAAUUAACAGGCGGUA